Messenger RNA from Alternaria incomplexa, 432 nucleotides. RefSeq lists its product as uncharacterized. The transcript has a single exon. Lineage: Eukaryota; Fungi; Ascomycota; Dothideomycetes; Pleosporales; Pleosporaceae. The coding region runs from base 1 to 432 and encodes 143 amino acids. The record is from RefSeq and is a predicted model, not a curated record.
AUGUCGGUAGAGAGCGGUGUAGGUGUUAUCUGCGGCUGCCUCCCAGGCUGCAAGCCCCUCAUGAACAAACUGUUCCCACGCGUCUUCGGCAACACGUCCCAAGCAUCGUCCCGCCGCCGGCCAUCAAACAACUUCCUCGGAGGCAAAUUCGCACCAACGUCAUCUUCAUCGGCAGGAAAAUCCGAGCAGGGGUCAUACCGCAUGAAGCCUAUCCAGUCUCGUCCCGAAAUACGGCGCGGUGCGACCAUGGAGAAGCGACCACAGCCAGACGUUGAGAAGCAACUCCCUGCGCCCCCACAACCGUCGCACCAAGGGCUGCGGCCACCCAGCCGAGCGGCUUUCACCGGAAGGAGACAAGGAGAUGCGUAUAGAGAGCUACAGGGCAAUGGAAGUGAUUCGAGUGUAGAGAUAUUCCUUUUGCAGCGUAAUUAA